CGUCCUCGUCCACCUUACUUGAGGUAGGCAAUGACGGCGAUGACGGCGAUGACGGCGAUGGGCAAGAUGUUGUGGUGACACCGCCCUCAUUCAUGCUCGUAGCUCGCGAACUGAGUGCGCCGCUCGGUAAGAAUACGAAUAAGAGAUCCCCGCCCGGGAGCCCAGGUCGAGAUCGACUGUUACAUUUGGGCGGUGGGGGCCAACAAAGCAAAGCUCCUCUGCCCCCCUCCCCUCGGAUGUCAUGGCCUCACCGCUGCCUUCGCCCGCGUUUGUUAGCAGCGUCGAAUUGUGUGAAUUCCACGCGGGUAAGUCGAUCUUGGGCAUCUUCAAACGCACGAGGCCGCGGCGGACGAUGUCGAUCAACAUGGUUGUAGGAUCAUGGACGACCAGCAUCGCCCUCGGCUUGGUGACGGUCCUGCUGGCGUACCUUUGGAAGAUCAACCGUGCCAUGGCCACCACCCACCCUGAGGCUCUGCAGAUAUCGCCGGAUCGAUGGACGCCAGAGCAGGUCAAGCGUACCUUUGAGCGAGUGGAGAAGCAGCCCAUCGACUGGACGCCAUAUUUGCCGCCCAAACUGGACAGACGUUACAUCGUUGUCGGCGGCUCCGGUCUGGUUGGAGGGCAGCUUGUCAUUCAGCUCAUAGCGCGUGGCCACCCUCCCGAAGCCAUUCGUAUCAUCGACUUUCGCAAGCCUGGACGAGACGACAUGAGUGAGGGCCCCGUGUCCGAGGUCGAUUUCGCCCAGGCCGAUAUCUCCUCGGAACCGGCAACCUUGUCCGCAUUCGCGAAACCGUGGCCCAAGUCUGUGGCCCAUCUUCCCCUGACCGUGUUCCAUACCGCCGCCGUCAUCCGCCCUUCGGAGCGUAGUCCGUUGGUCUACGACCGCUGCUCCCGCGUCAACACGUCCGGGACUGCCCAUGUGGUUAGCGCCGCCAAAACCGCCGGCGCCGAUGUUCUCGUCUUCACCUCGUCCUGCAGCGUGGCGCUGAAGCCCGUCAAUUUUUUCAAUGCCCUCUGGAAGCAGUGGCCGACAAACUUCUUCCAGGUCCUGGACGAGGUGGACUUCCAGAAGCCGCUGCGGCCCCACGAGGAGUUCUUUGCCAACUACGCCAAGACGAAAGCCGAGGCGGAGCGUCUCGUCUGCGGCGAGAACACCAUCCCGCAGGAUCCCUUGCAGGCAGGCGGCUUUCGCACCGGGGCCAUUAGACCGGGAAAUGCCAUCUACGGGCACAAGGACGACUACCUUGUCGGCGCAACGGUGCGCAUGGCCAGCUUCCCGACCUUCACCGCGCCCUUCAUGCAGAACUGGGUGCAUGGAGGCAACGUGGCCCUGGCGCAUCUGCAAUACGAGGCAGCUCUUCUCGGACCACACGCUCACAGAGUGGCUGCUCGGCCGUUCUUGGUCACGGACGGCGGCCCGCCCCCGGUGUUUCAGGACUUUUAUACGCUCGUACACUCUAUCAGCGUGACGCCCUUCCAUGUGCAGUACCCGCCGCCGCUACUCCUGCUGUUGGUGGCUCAUUGCAUAGAAGCGUAUUGCCUGUUGAUCUGGCGGGUGCCAAUGCUGCAAAAGGUCUUGCCGGAACCUCAAAUGCCCUUGUCCAUGUUGCAACCGGCCAGCAUAGCUGGGUCUAUCAACGCCAUAAUCAACGAUUCCGACGCGCGUAGACGGGUAGAAGACGGCGGGCUGGGAUACCAGGCCAAGUGCACAACCAUGGAAGGGUUGUGCAUGCAGCUAGGUGCGUGGAACCGAUGGGUGAGGAGCGGUGGCGGGGAGUUGAGCGGCGAGAAGGGCGUGGUGAAAGGCGUGCUCGAGGUCGGGGCAGAACCUGUUGCGAGAAGAGCUUAGGGACUCAAAGGCCCGGGCCUUCAGAGAGCAGAACCGAGCAGCUGGGCAGCUGCUGGUGAUGACCAAAUGGUCUUGCGAGCUUUGAAAUUGCAUAAAGUCAGCGGCUACAGCGACUAUCAAGCUGGUGUUUCACACUGCCUUGCUGCUGGCCUCGAUAGAGAAGAGGAAGACAAUAUAAAGCGGGCCGCAAUUCAGAUCACCUCUCUACUAAGUGAUACGGUGGAUACUCUCAAUGUUUCCCCUCCGCAUCUACCCCCUAAAUGAAACUGUGUGUUGUUGUCACGAUGGACGACGUUACGGUGCGAGCACGGAGUUGCAGAACCUAGAUCCCCGUCCCGUCCCGUCCCCCAGAGCCGCGGGCGUGCCAA
Colletotrichum destructivum is the source of this 2217-nucleotide messenger RNA. RefSeq names its product Putative 3-beta hydroxysteroid dehydrogenase/isomerase, NAD(P)-binding domain superfamily. The record is from RefSeq and is a predicted model, not a curated record. The transcript is spliced from 3 exons. The coding region runs from base 242 to 1849 and encodes 535 amino acids. Gene Ontology annotation, molecular function: 3-beta-hydroxy-Delta5-steroid dehydrogenase (NAD+) activity. Gene Ontology annotation, biological process: steroid biosynthetic process. NCBI's taxonomy places the organism in Eukaryota, Fungi, Ascomycota, Sordariomycetes, Glomerellales, Glomerellaceae.